GAGUAGGGUGGUACUUGAAUCAGUGAAGUGACUGGAGCUGGAGGUGCUGGGAGAGGGACGGACAACAGUUGAUGGUCCCAUAAUCUCACGGACUCAUUCAACAAAGGUAAAUAGGCCCAUCUUGCUCCCUGCAAUUCCGUUCCCGUGCAGUUGCGUUAGUAUUACAGUUACCCCACACAGAAAAUUAAAAGAAACGAAAUUUCUCUCAAGGAACAACUGAGAGAGAGAGAUCACACAAACAACUUCCUUGGACUCAUGAGAUCGAGCAGCGACGGCGGCAUGUUUCCUUGGACUCACCGCCGCCACCUCCUCCAAUCGCAUUCUCCUCUCCACCUGCUGCAUUACUGCACCUCCUCCACCUCCAUCUCCAGGGAUCCCUUCGCCAUCGCCUCCAUGGCCUCCUCCUCCUCCUCCUCUUCACACCUCCACGCGCACUCCCUUAAGCUGGGCACGCUCGCUCACACCUUCAACAUGAAUCACCUCCUCAUCUACUACGCUAGGCGGGGCCUUCUCGACUCAGCACUCAAGGUGUUCGACGAAAUGCCGCAAAGGAACCUCGUCUCCUGGACAGCCAUGGUCUCUGCCUCAACGGGCAAUGGCGCGCCCCACCUGGGCUUUCGUUUCUUCGUUUCCAUGAUCAGGAGCGGCUUCUGCCCCAACGAGUUCUCGCUCGCAACCAUGCUCACUGCCUGCCACUCCAUGGUGGCCCAUUCCUCCAAUAAGCUCCUCAUCGCCCUUUCGCUCCACGGUGUUGCCGUCAGAGCUGGCCUGGAUAGCAAUCCUUUUGUGGGGAGCUCUCUGCUGCUCAUGUACGCAAAGCAUGGCCGCAUUGCUGCUGCACAGCGUGCAUUCGCACAUAUCAGGAACAAAGAUUUGACGUGCUGGAAUGCCAUGCUCGAAGGAUAUGUUUUGAAUGGUUUUGGGCAUCAUGCCAUUCGUACGGUGCUCCUGAUGCAUCAUUCUGGGCUUGCACCUGACCGGUACACCUAUAUUUCUGCUGUUAAGGCUUGUUCAAUCAGUGCGCAGUGGGAUCUUGGGCGACAGCUUCACUGUCUUGUCAUCCACAGCAUGCUCGAGUCCAAUACCUCGGUCAUGAAUUCCCUUGUUGAUAUGUAUUUCAGAGCCAGACAGAAGGAAACUGCUGCUUCUGUCUUUCGCAAGAUUAGACAAAAAGACACCGUGUCUUGGAAUACCAUGAUUUCAGGUUUUGCGCAUGAUGAAGACGACAAGGCAGUUUUUGGCUGCUUGAUUGACAUGUCACGAAUCGGAUGUAAACCUAAUGAGGUUACUUUCUCUGUCUUGUUGAGGCUGAGUGGUGCUAAAGAGAAUGAAUCAUUGGGCCUUCAGAUCGUUGCCCUUGCCUACCGUCAUGGCUAUACUGACAAUGUUCUUGUAGCAAAUGCAGUAAUCAACAUGCUAUCCAGAUGUGGAUUGCUCAACCGUGCAUAUGGCUUCUUCUGUAGUCUCACAUCCACAAACAUUGUGACAUGGAACGAGAUGAUUGCAGGUUAUGGUCUCUUCAGUCACUCUGAAGAAACAAUGAAGCUCUUCCGCAGUUUGGUUUGCUUUGGAGAAAGACCUGAUGAGUUCACCUACUCAGCUGUUCUGUCUGCCUUCCAGGAAGCUCAAGGUGCAAGGGAUCAUGAGCAAAUCCACGCAACUAUUCUGAAACAAGGUUUUGCCUCCUGUCAGUUCGUGUCCACUUCACUGAUCAAGGCAAAUGUAGCAGCGUUUGGGUCAGUUCAGAUUUCACUAAAAAUCAUCGAGGACGCUGGCAAGAUGGAGCUGGUGUCAUGGGGAGUCGUUAUCUCAGCAUUCCUGAAGCAUGGCCUGAACGAUGAGGUCAUUUUCCUUUUCAACUUGUUUAGAGGUGACUCCACCAACAAGCCUGAUGAGUUCAUCCUGGCAACCGUCCUAAAUGCCUGUGCAAAUGCUGCAUUGAUCAGGCACUGCAGAUGCAUCCAUUCGCUUGUUCUCAAGACAGGUCAUUCCAAGCACUUCUGCGUAGCUAGCGCUGUUGUUGAUGCCUACGCGAAAUGUGGUGAGAUUACCUCUGCAGAGAGCGCUUUCACCGUUGUUUCAUCAGGAACCGACGAUGCCAUCCUGUACAACACCAUGCUGACAGCUUAUGCCAACCAUGGUUUGAUCCACGAAGCUCUCAACCUCUACGAAGAGAUGACAAAGGCUAAAUUGAGUCCAACACCAGCCACAUUCGUUGCCAUUCUGUCAGCCUGCAGCCAUUUGGGGCUAGUCGAGCAGGGGAAGCUUGUGUUCAGCACCAUGCUGUCUGCGUAUGGCAUGCAUCCAGCAAGAGCCAACUACGCCUGCCUGGUUGAUCUCCUGGCAAGAAAGGGGCUACUCGACGAGGCGAAGGGUGUGAUCGAUGCAAUGCCGUUCCAACCAUGGCCUGCAGUUUGGAGGUCGCUGGUGAUCGGUUGCCGGAUACAUGGGAACAAGCAACUUGGCGUGCUUGCGGCAGAGCAGAUCCUGAGAAUGGCGCCGAGCAGCGAUGGCGCUUAUAUUUCGCUGUCAAACGUGUAUGCUGACGAUGGAGAGUGGCAGUCUGCAGAGGAGACCAGGAGGAGGAUGGUUCAGAAUCACGUUCAGAAGUUGCAAGGGUACAGCAGGAUUGAGAUGUAGUAGGAAUGUUCUAUAUAUAUUUUAGAUUGGCUAACAGUAACUACUGAUUGCUGAACGGAAUUGCUAAAAAAAAUGUGAAUACUUCCAUGUGUCCAUGUUAGAUGUUGGAGGAAGCAUAGACUGAACGUGAAUACUUCUUUCUUGUAACAAUGUUUGGAAGAAAGCAAGUAAAUCCUGGAAACAUGUUGGAUA
Oryza sativa Japonica Group (Japanese rice) is the source of this 2832-nucleotide messenger RNA. Its product is annotated as pentatricopeptide repeat-containing protein At3g09040, mitochondrial. Gene Ontology annotation, cellular component: intracellular membrane-bounded organelle. Gene Ontology annotation, biological process: RNA modification. Gene Ontology annotation, molecular function: RNA binding; protein binding. The record is from RefSeq and is a predicted model, not a curated record. Lineage: Eukaryota; Viridiplantae; Streptophyta; Magnoliopsida; Poales; Poaceae.